AUGGAUGACAUCCGCGACGACCUCCCCAUGUCCAUGACCAUGGCCGCCUUUGCGGGCGUGGCCUGGUACAUCGGGCUGGAGAUCAACAUAUCGCUCUUCAUGAUGUUCAAGCGGCGCAAGGGCCUGUACUUCUGGUCGUGCGCGCUCGUGUCCUGGGGCAUCAUCCUGCAGACGCUCUUCAUCAUCCUCGCCGACUUUGGCCUGUGGAAGAACUUCCUCGGCGCCGUCACCAUGAUCUACCUGUCGUGGUUCAUCAUGGUCGUCCCGCAGAGCUGGGUGCUGUACUCGCGGCUGCACCUCAUCGUGCUCAACCAGCGGCUACUGCGGUACAUCCGGUGGGCGCUGAUCUUCAACUCGAUCGUGUUUUCCGUCCCGACGAUUGUCGUGGGCAUCAUUGCACAAGCCACCGACAUCAAUCCCGCCCUGGCCGACAGGAACAUCAUCUGGGACCGCGUCCAGCUCACCGUCUUCUUCGUCCAGGAGACCGCCCUGAGCCUCCUAUACAUCUACGAGACCCGCAAGUCCAUCGACUUCAGCUCCUUCUUCGCCGCCCGGCCCUCGCUGUCCUCCGACCGGCACGCGAGCACGCUCACCACGCCGGCCGAGCGCGCCAAGAACCGCGUGCUCUGGCAUCUGGUGCUGGCCAACCUGCUCAUCAUCGCGCUCGACAUCGCCCUGCUCGGCAUCCAGUACGGCGGCGACCACCUGUUCUACCUGCAGGGCGCCUUCAAGCCGUGCGUGUACGGCGUCAAGCUCAAGGUCGAGUUCCUCGUGCUCAACCGGCUCAUCGAGAGCCUGUGGGCGGCGCGCGGCACGCAGCACGCGCGGUACAAUAGCCAUCCGAACAGCGGGGGAGGAGGGAGUGGCCACGCGCGCGGAGGGAGCAUCAGCGUCACGGCGUCCAAGGUCGUGGCGUCGUCGAAGAGCAGGGGAGGGGUGCGCUCGCCGAACCUCAUCACGCCUGAGAUUGUCGAGGACGAGCCGCAGAUGCAGAGCGAGGCGAUCGACCUGGAGAACAUGCACGGCAGGGACAGCCACAAGCUGUCGGCGAUGCAGAGCUUCGAGGGGCAGAGCUCGGUGUCGGAGAGGCCCGUCACGGAGAAUGACGGACGCCUGUUUGGAGCACCGACAGAGCCUUGGGACGCGACGAAGCGUCGCUGA
Messenger RNA from Clonostachys byssicola, 1161 nucleotides. The record is from the annotation of a GenBank genome assembly. Lineage: Eukaryota; Fungi; Ascomycota; Sordariomycetes; Hypocreales; Bionectriaceae.